Messenger RNA from Daphnia carinata, 1603 nucleotides. Its product is annotated as SEC14-like protein 2. The coding region runs from base 258 to 1454 and encodes 398 amino acids. The transcript has 10 exons. Lineage: Eukaryota; Metazoa; Arthropoda; Branchiopoda; Diplostraca; Daphniidae. Gene Ontology annotation, cellular component: cytoplasm. The record is from RefSeq and is a predicted model, not a curated record.
CAGAGCCGCAACGGCAUGCAAGGGAGACUGGCCUGGCUCAUGAGAGUUGCCCUGUCAUUUAGACAAGGCCGUUUGUCGCAUUGUUCCAAAAUUAUCUAGGAUGCUGGCAAUAUUGCUUAUCACUUUAUGUUAUCUCAAUACGUCUGGCAUGGUAACACACAUAAUACGAACAUACACAAAUUUUGAUAGCGCAGAUGGCUGCAGAGUUUUAGUAUUUCUGUCUGAUGUUCUGACUCUGUACUCGAAAGUGGAUCGAAAUGGAGCUAUCUAAGUUGGACGAAAAAUCCAAGUUAGUGCUGAAAGAGUUUAAAGAGCGUGUUCAAGAUUGCAAGUUGGUCGACCCGAGAGACGAAUACCUUUUAAAAUGGCUUGUCGCGCGUUCUUUCGACAUCGACGAAGCGGAGAAAAUGAUACGUGCGUCGUUGGCGUGGCGACAAACGAAUGGAGUGGAUGAAAUUGUCAAAAACUGGACUCCACCUGAAGUCAUCACCAAAUAUUUUUCUUUAGGAAAAAUAGGAUACGAUAAAUUCGAUUGUCCCGUCUUCAUCUGCGCUCACGGUCGAAUGGAUAUAAGAGGAAUUUUGCAAUCGGUCACGAAGAAAGAUUAUAUGCGUUUUCAAAUGUGGAUGACGGAGAAGGUAAAUCGGGAAAUGCGUGAAGAAAGCUUCCGCACAGGAAAGAACACUGCCUGCCAAAUGACAUUUAUCGCCGACAUGACAAAUCUUUCAAUGAGACAAAUGACCUACAAGCCAGUCAUGGAAACUGGACUAGAACAAACGAAAAUCUACGAGAUGAAUUACCCCGAAAAUCUUCGUCGAAUUUUUGUCAUCAACGCGCCCAAGUUAUUUACGGUCAUCUAUAACAUUAUGAAGCCUUUCCUGCAUCAAGCCACCAUCGAUAAAAUGAGGAUCUUCGGCACUGACAAGGAAGAAUGGGCUGCCGCUCUACAAGAGGAAAUAGAAGCCGAUAUGUUACCUAUGCAUUACGGAGGCACUAUGGUAGAUCCCGAUGGUGACCCCAAAUGUCCCAGCAAGUUCAACAUGGGCGCAGAAGUUCCUUAUUCGUAUUAUUUGAGCAACAGUGCACCUGUGGCCAAAGAUUACAUGGAAACGAUAAACAUCAUCGCUGGGGCAGGUGGUUGGAAAAAAUUAAAAUACAAAAUCGACGUCGAAAAUUCAAUUUUGAAAUGGGAAUUUAUGACGGAAGGCGGAGACAUUGGCUUCCGGGUCUAUUACAAGAGUCCAGAAGAGGGCAAUGAAGAUUUGGUGCCUUUCAGUCGAAUAGAGAGUCAUCUGAUCACCGAAGAAGGCGAAAUCAUUUGCACCAGAACAGGCAAAUAUGUGAUCCUGUUCGACAACACUUUCAGCAUGUUACGUCCGAAGAAACUGCGCUAUUACAUCGUUGUCGACCCACCGUUACCCGGAAGUCUAGCAGCUGAACAACACGCCCGAUAAUCGUCCAGUGUUUUUUAUUGCUCAGUGGUGACUCCACACAGCUGCAACGUUUACUUGUUAUCAAACUGUGCCAUGACUUGACGAUAUCCUAUUUCAGCUCAAAGUCCAUGUUAAAUUGUUUAUAAAUAAAUAAACAAAUGGCAAGCUCA